Molecule: messenger RNA, 1512 nt
Organism: Leptidea sinapis
Lineage: Eukaryota; Metazoa; Arthropoda; Insecta; Lepidoptera; Pieridae
Exons: 1
Coding region: 1-1512 (503 amino acids)
Source: RefSeq, a predicted model, not a curated record
AUGGAUGACAUAAGCGUCUACAAAAAGUUUAAUUUUGAUCAAAUUAUCUUUUUUGCUGAUACCGUUACUGAGUUUGAAGUAUUUCUCAAAAUAUACAAUGAAGUUGCAAUAAGACCGAUAAAAAUAAUACUUGUUUUAUCGAACACGAAAAGUAAUCUUCGCCAAUACACAAAAUGUGCUUGGAAAUACGAUAUUGCAGAUAUUAUAAUUAUAAGUGUGAAUCAUAAUACAGAAAUUGCACUGAGCACAUUUCAGCCUUACAAAAAUAAUAUAUGUGGUGAUAUAACUCCGUUUGCUGUUAACGUAACUGAUUCCAGCUUAUUUAACAAAAAGUUUAAGAACUUUCAUAAAUGUCCCAUAAGAGUCGCUGUGCAUCCCGUUCAACCUUACCUCGAGAUGGAAAUGGAAAAUGGAAGUUUAAGGAGUAUUAAAGGAUUUAAUGCAGAUAUUAUAAAUAUAGUUAUAGAAGGGCUUAAUUCAACAAUACAAAUUGUACCGCCUUAUGGAAGUGAAAAGAAGAGGCAGUUGGCAAAUCUGACUUGGCCAGAAUAUAACACUAUUUUGACAAAUGAGUCCGAUAUCUUGAUACCAGCAAUAUUUCUAAACGAUCGAAGAUACAGCGAGUCUCAAAUUUCUUAUCCAGUCCAUUAUAUGACUUUAGUAUGGUGUGCACCAAAACAAAGAGAGAUAUAUGUCUGGGCGAAAGUGAUCCUACCAUUUGCGUCUCACACAACACCUCUAAUAGUAUUUGCUAUUGUGGCGUUUGUAAUAACAUUAAAACUGAUUUUUCGAUUCAAAAGUUAUAAGAUACCUAUAGUGCACGUGAUGUUUCAAAUCGUAUCUUUAUUUUUCGGACAAGGAGUGAAAUAUGAAACCAAAUAUUGGUUAAACAAUGUAACAUAUCUACUUUGGAUACUGUUGUGUUUUAUAUUGCGUAUUGCCUACCAAUGUGAUCUUAUCAAUGACCUUCACAAAGUUACUUUAGAACCGCCGCUUGUAACAUUUGACAAUGCUGUAGAGCAUGUGGAUGAAAUUGUCGCCGUCAAGUCGAUACUCGAUCUUUACAAAAAUGUAUCAAUAAUAAAACCGAUUCGAAUAAUAAGUGUUGAUGAUUAUAGUACUUAUCUCAAGAGACUUGAUGAAGGAGAAAGAAUCCUGGGAGCAAGUGACAUAACUCUUAUUAAGUAUGGAUUGUAUGACGUUCAGGUUUUAGAUGAAUUAGUGGGGAAUAUUCCAUGCUAUUACUUUAUGAGACCACGUUGGCUAGCGUCUGCGGACGUCACCGACAUGCUCCAUAGAGUAUCUGAAAAUGGAUAUAUAGUAAAGUUUUAUUAUUACUACCGAGAUUUGUGGAUGCGUCACAAAACAGGAAUAGAGAACAAUGAAUCCAUUGCAUCUCUCAAUAUAAGAAAAUUGAUUUCGUGUUUCUACGGAUUGAUAGCUAUGUAUGUAAUAUGUCUAUUUAUACUUUUAUUUGAGUUAUUUUGGCACAAGCUUAGAAACUCUAAAUAA